AUCGGUUGAUGCAUCAUUGAACCCAAAAAAGCAGCGAAUCACAUAUUUAACCUCAAUUUUCCAUCUCCGAUCUGAGAAAUUGAAUGAGUGGGAGCGAAGGAAGCUCUGGACAUUCAGCCGGAGAUGCGCCAGCGCCGGCGCCGGUGGUGGGGAAGAAGAGGGAUAAGGCCAAAGUGAGCCGAACGUCGUUGAUACUGUGGCACGCUCACCAGAACGAUCCAGCUGCCGUGAGAAAGCUAUUGGUGGAAGAUCAGUCUUUGGUUCAAGCCAGGGAUUAUGAUAAUCGAACUCCGCUUCAUGUCGCUUCGCUUCAUGGAUGGAUCGAAGUUGCUAAAUGCUUGAUUGAGUACGGUGCCGACGUUAACGCGCAAGAUCGCUGGAAAAACACGCCUCUAGCUGAUGCAGAAGGAGCUAGAAAACAUAACAUGAUUGAGUUACUAAAGUCUUAUGGUGGCCUAUCAUAUGGCCAAAAUGGAAGCCAUUUUGAACCAAGACCUGUCCCACCACCUCUCCCAAAUAAGUGUGACUGGGAAAUUGAUCCUGUUGAGCUGGACUUCACAAACUCACACAUGAUAGGAAAGGGUUCCUUUGGUGAAAUUGUGAGAGCAAGUUGGCGUGGAACACCAGUAGCUGUAAAACGUAUACUUCCAAGUCUCUCAGAUGACAAAUUGGUGAUUCAGGACUUCAGGCAUGAGGUCAAUUUGCUGGUCAAACUUCGCCACCCUAAUAUAGUGCAAUUUCUUGGAGCUGUUACUGAAAAGAAGCCAUUAAUGCUGAUAACCGAGUAUCUACGAGGGGGUGAUCUUCAUCAGUGCUUAAAAGAGAAGGGUGCACUAAGUCCAACAACAGCUAUAAACUUUGCUUUAGACAUUGCAAGAGGAAUGGCUUAUCUUCAUAAUGAGCCUAAUGUCAUUGUUCAUAGGGAUCUAAAACCAAGGAAUGUUCUUUUAGUGAACACCAAUGCAGAUCAUCUAAAAGUUGGAGACUUUGGACUUAGCAAACUCAUCAGGGUUCAAAAUUCUCAUGAUAUUUAUAAAAUGACUGGAGAAACUGGAAGCUAUCGUUACAUGGCUCCUGAAGUCUUCAAGCACAGAAAAUAUGACAAAAAAGUCGAUGUCUUCUCUUUUGCGAUGAUAUUAUUCGAGAUGAUUGAGGGUGAGCCACCAUUAUCAAAUUUUGAAGCUUAUGAAGCAGCAAAAUAUGUAGCGGAAGGAAACAGACCUGCAUUUAGAGCAAAAGGUUACACCCCUGAACUGAAAGAGUUGAUCGACAAUUGUUGGGCAGCAGAUAUGAACAAGAGACCUUCUUUUUUGGAAAUUUUAAAGAAGCUUGAAAAAAUUAAGGAAACGAUACACCCAGAUCAUCAUUGGCAUCUUUUUAAUUAAUAACAAAUUUAUCAUCAUCUAUUUCUGAAAAAAUAUAUAUAUCUAAAUAGCUAGUUUUACUUACACCUAAGGUUUUCAGGUAAGUAUUGAGGAACUUGACGAAUUUUCAGAC
Lactuca virosa is the source of this 1497-nucleotide messenger RNA. The record is from the annotation of a GenBank genome assembly. Lineage: Eukaryota; Viridiplantae; Streptophyta; Magnoliopsida; Asterales; Asteraceae.